AUGGAGGUAAGGAAGAAGAUGAAAGAGGCCAAUGAGGAAUGGAUUGAGGAACAAGGCAUCAUCAUCGAUAAAGAGAUGAGUGCUGGCAGCAGUAAAAAGGCAUACAGCAUCCCAAAGAUCCUCACGAAGACCAGUCAGUCCAAAGCCAGUGUUAUAUCAGACGCUGACGAAAUCUCCUUACCGAGAGUGCUUCAGUUUUUAACAGGUAGUAGUAGUAGUAGUAGUAGUAGUAGUAGUAGUAGUAGUAGUAGUAGUAGUAGUAGUAGUAGUAGUAGUAGUAGUAGUAGUAGUAGUAGUAGUAGUAGUAGUAGUAGUAGUAGUAGUAGUAGUAGUAGUAGUAGUAGUAGUAGUGGUAGUAGUAGUAGUAGUAGUAGUAGUAGUAGUAGUAGUAGUAGUAGUAGUAGUAGUAGUAGUAGUAGUAGUAGUAGUAGUAGUAGUAGUAGUAGUAGUAGUAGUAGUAGUAGUAGUAGUAGUAGUAGUAGUAGUAGUAGUAGUAGUAGUAGUAGUAGUAGUAGUAGUAGUAGUAGUAGUAGUAGUAGUAGUAGUAGUAGUAGUAGUAGUAGUAGUAGUAGUAGUAGUAGUAGUAGUAGUAGUAGUAGUAGUAGUAGUAGUAGUAGUAGUAGUAGUAGUAGUAGUAGUAGUAGUAGUAGUAGUAGUAGUAGUAGUAGUAGUAGUAGUAGUAGUAGUAGUAGUAGUAGUAGUAGUAGUAGUAGUAGUAGUAGUAGUAGUAGUAGUAGUAGUAGUAGUAGUAGUAGUAGUAGUAGUAGUAGUAGUAGUAGUAGUAGUAGUAGUAGUAGUAGUAGUAGUAGUAGUAGUAGUAGUAGUAGUAGUAGUAGUAGUAGUAGUAGUAGUAGUAGUAGUAGUAGUAGUAGUAGUAGUAGGCUGCCGACCACUUCAAACGAAGAGUAA
Molecule: messenger RNA, 909 nt
Organism: Dreissena polymorpha
Lineage: Eukaryota; Metazoa; Mollusca; Bivalvia; Myida; Dreissenidae
Exons: 3
Coding region: 1-909 (302 amino acids)
Source: RefSeq, a predicted model, not a curated record